Messenger RNA from Nomia melanderi (Alkali bee), 4939 nucleotides. Its product is annotated as G-protein coupled receptor 143. Gene Ontology annotation, molecular function: L-DOPA receptor activity; L-DOPA binding; dopamine binding. Gene Ontology annotation, cellular component: plasma membrane; melanosome membrane. Gene Ontology annotation, biological process: regulation of calcium-mediated signaling; G protein-coupled receptor signaling pathway; melanosome organization. NCBI's taxonomy places the organism in Eukaryota, Metazoa, Arthropoda, Insecta, Hymenoptera, Halictidae. The record is from RefSeq and is a predicted model, not a curated record.
CAUAUUUCCAUUAAAAGAUUUCUUUCUUAGUUUUUUCUUUUUCUCUACCAUGAUUUUGCAUAUUUAUCUUUCUAUUACAAAAUAAACCUCCAGAAUUAGUCAAUUAAUAACUCGUUACGAGUUAUUUGAAAACAUAAUCAAUUUUUAAUCUUUUGUAAUAUAUACAAAUUUAUAACAUGUUUGUCAUAAUAAAUGUUGAAACUACUAUUUACACACUCUGAUAUAAUUAAAAUUUUUGUCAUAAUAAUAAGAGCGAACUUACAUCUGUGUGACACCGGUUGCAGAUAGCAAGGAGCAGCAUUAUGUGUAUGGGAAAGCAGCCGUAAAUGCGAUAGUGAGGUAUAAGGCAAAAUCGAGUGUUUUCCCUACCUCGUAAUGAGUAAGAUAUGGACAGGUGUAUAUAUGUGCAAAAAGGACAGACACAGUAACUAGUGGCGCCAUCUACGGGCAAGUAUUCAAUAUGAAUUGAUUAGUAGCUUCAAAGUUGGAUAAUCAGUUGUAAGAAGUUUAUAUUACCAAUGAAAGAUAAGUACAAGAAAACAGAUUAAAGAGUGAAAAAUUAGGUAUGGCGUCAAGACGGAUGCGCCGGAAGCCGCAUACGGCUUCGCUUUGAGAUAAAAAUGAAUGGGACCUUAUUAAUAUGUUGCAAGAAUCGUAGAAAGAUGCAAUUCCGUCGAUGGUGAAUUCGUGUCUCCGAUUUACAUGCCCUAAACCUACGACAUUAAACAGUCUACGAAUUAAGUAUUAAAUUAUCUUAUCACCGAUAGUUUUUUUUCUUAUCAUCCCUUGAAUCAAUGUUCAAGAAAUCAAAAUUAAACAUAAUAUGGCUGAUCCAACAAUACAAACGUUCUGCUGUCAUCACUCAAAUAGAACAGAUAUGGCUAUUGUAGUUAUGCAAGAAUUCAACACGGAUAUAUACAAUACUGUAUGCAUGCUCUCAUCCAUGGUAGGAAUCCUGGGUGCAGUAUAUCAGAUAAUACCAAAAGAAGAAUCUAAUCUGCCUCACCGAUGGCAAAAUUUCUCUUCCUCCAGAGGACGAGAGAUUAUUAUAUGGCUUGCGAUUGCUGACCUUUUAGCUUCGUUAGGUGUAUUCAUAAGAUCAGCACUUUGGAUGAACUUCAAAUCUAUAAUGCCAAUGGAGGAUGAUACUUCCAGUGUCGUUUUCUGUGCACUUUCAUCGGCUUGGACACAAUAUUUUUAUAUGGCAACAUGGAUCUGGACAUUAUGCUAUGCCAUAGAUAUGAAGUUAUUGCUUGGCGAUAGAUCCGGACAUCCAACAUGUUACCAUGCAUUUGCGUGGAUAUGUCCAGCAAUUCUUACAACAUUUGGUUUGGCAAUUUUAUAUAUACCAGAUGCAAACUGCCACAAUCUGACCUCUUUAUCCACUGCCAUACUACGUAUAUUACCAAAUUAUUGCGCUACCUAUGUAUUAUUAGCGGUAGUUAUGAUUGUUAAUCCUGUACUAUAUUUUGCGUCGACGCGAGAUCUCCAAACUGCAGUUACUUGCAGUCUGGCUCAAAUAACAGGCAGGGAAAGAAAAUUGGUGCAAACAAUAAGGCUUAAGUUUGCGUUGACUAAUGUAGUAUAUUAUGUGUGCUGGUUGCCAAAUUUGAUCAAUGGUAUCUUAUUAUGGACUUUAUGGUUCCAAUUGCCAAUUAAAACCAUUAUAACUCUGUGGUAUAUAAUGGCUGUUACAAAUCCUUUACAAGCGUUUUUCAACGCACUCGUAUAUAAGCGAUGGGGCAAAAGAGAAAAGUUUCGGUUAGAAUGCUGCCAAAAGUUAGGCAGCUUUAAUAUAAGUCAGAUAACAAAAACAGACACUGGUGUACGAUUAACUGAAUCUUCACCAUUACUGGAUCCAAAAUUCGGAUGCCCUCCUCACACGAGCAUAAACGGUUCUUCUUCGUUUUGAAAACUGUGAUAAAUUGAAUUUACGGAGUGCCUUAUAUAUUAUUUUUAAACGGAGUUAUAUUUUUGUAAUAUGCUCAAUCGUCAUCUUGCAAUAUAAAGAAAUUUGACAAGGAUAACGCUAAAUAUACAAAAUAUUUUGAGAUUUUCUGAUGAAGAUUUGCCAAAAUGUUGUAUUAGUAGAAACAAGAAAACAAUACUGAAAUAAGGAAUCAAUAAUAAUUCAAACACAACAAAUGUUACAUGUAUCAACGUCGACAUGAAACUAAUUCACACAUAUAAAAUUAUCAUUGCCCAGUUAUUCUUCUCCUGUAUCAUGUUAAGAUCAAGGUUAUUGAUAUUUCUGAAUAUUUAUUAAUAAGAUAUUAAUAUAUGAAACGCUAUUUUCUUAUUUUUACUAAUAAAACAUAGUGGCAUAACCUGGAUAGAAAAUUUGUAAAUAUAGGAAUUGUAUGUGUAACACAAUGAAUUUUUUAAAAAGUAAUUUUAUAAACAUAAGGAGUAUUAAUAGUUUCCCAGAAAAGUAUUCUCUGAAUAGAUUCCUUCAGGAAUUAUUGUACAAUAUAAAGCUUUACUGGAAAAAAUAUUUUUUUUUGUAAUGUAAAGUACUUUUCUUUGAUAAGCAGAUUUGUUACUUGUUAUAUAUACAAGAGGCUUUAUUUUCUACACAUGUAAGGAGAACAAGUAUAUACAAUACUAUUGUUUAAUCAAUUUAGCUUUCUUUUGUUUUGUACAUCUAGUGUUUCUUAGGCUGUUUAUAAAUUACAAACUAUUCAACUUGAAGCACUCAGAUUUGCAUGAAUAUAUAUAAUAUAUAAAUAUAACGGACAUCACAAUUUAAAAAUUUAUCGUUACGACAGUCACUUUGUUAUGGUUAAUAAGGAGCACCUCUAAAAAAUAUGUGUAUCUCAGAAAAUAGUGCAUGUAGAAUCUUGAAACACAUAUCUCGAUCUGUUCUCUUGUUUUUUUUUGUUGUUUGUUUUUUUCUUUUUUUAAUUAACAGACUUUUAUUCGUACAAGAUCUCUGACUUUAAUAAAAAAAGUUUUUAUGUACAUUACUAGUAACAAGUGUUCGUAGAUUUUCACAUUACCCACGACAUCACACAUCUUGUUUUUACAAAUAAUGUCAACUAAUUUUUCGAGCAGUGAUCUCUUCUGUGUUAGCACCAAAAAUUCUAUGUAAAUACGACGAUGAUUUAAUUCUGAAUACGAAGCGUAACAAAGAAAUACACAGUGUAGAAAAGGUUUUAAUCUGUACAAAUGAAUCAAUUACUGUGCAGACCUGCUAAAUGAAAAUAACGAAGAUCAAACUAUUGAACUGAGUUAUAAAUAACUUCUGACAGAUACAAAGAAAAUUUCUCAAAUAAUUAUAAAAAUACAUAAAUAUUCAUUAUAUCGCGAGUAUUAGAUUAGAAUAAACUAAAAAAAGAAAAACAAAAAUUAUUUAUAAUUCAACCCAAUACUUUUAUCGUUCGCUUGUUUUCGCGAAAGAAAAAAUGUGCACCAUUGGAGAUUAUUGACCAAUAAUUUAACAUUAAUCUUGGACUAUGUCUCAUAUCUUACACAUUUAAAUCUAAAUCGUUAUUCUAAAAUGUUAUCAUCCACUUUUUUUCUUCUUCUAAUAUCAGUGUUAAAAAUAGAUUGAAUUUUAAUAAAAUAAUCUUUGAGUAAAGCUAAGUUAUUUGAUCUAUUAGUACUAACUUUAUAAGACUAAUAAUAUAUAAAGAUUCUGUGACUGUAUAAUAACGAAAUGAAUGUUCACGCUUCUUUUUACAUCGCUUACAUACUCUACAUACAGUAAAUUAGGGUAAAUACUGCCAAGUUGAUGUCUAACAUAAGGGUUACCUGGAAGAAUUUACUUUCAAGGUCAAAUCAUUUGUUAGUAAAAUGUAAUCAUUCUUUUUUACUACUGCAAUACAGAACAUAGAGGGCUUAAAUUUGUGGCUUACAGUUACUGAUAAUUUAUGAAAUCUGUUCCAUUAUAAAUUAAAUUGUUCCAUUUAUAACCCAAAGUCUACUUUGUUCAUAACAUUUUCAACCAUAUAUACACUACAUUCCAAUCACAUCUCUUAGCGAUAUAUCCUAAAUUUUGUCAUUCACAUAUUCUUAGUCUUUCUUUUAUUUUAAUGAAAAACACUAUAUGCAUAGAACUCAAUAAACUGUAACAAUACUUGGCAGUCAACUGUUUAAAAAAUUAGCACAAUGAUUAAAUACAAAGCAUCAUGCUUUGUCCACCUUACUAUAAUCUUAAUAUCAUUCAAAAAAACAGCGCAUAUCUUACAAGAAAAAUGGAUAUUUUAGUAAUCUCAUGAAAGUAAAAAAUAUGUAUAAAAUUAUCGUCCUCGUUUUUACAAAUCGUCACUACAUUUUUCAUAAAUUCAAGAGCAUGUCAAGAGUAAUACUAAACAUUCUUUUACUACUAUUAGCAAGUUCAUAAACUAGUUUACUUGUUUAAAAAGGAAAAUAGGAUGAUAAAUUUGAUAAUUUAUUAUGCAGGAGUGUAAAAGAUCCGAUAACGAUAUCACAAUGAUCUUGCAACAAAGGAUUAAUUUUUUAAGUGCAAAAAAUCAAUAUUUUUUACUUAUUAAUUCUAUGUUAAUCAUAAUUAUAAUUUUACAAUAGAUUCUACUUUAAAUGCACGGAUCGUUUGCGCCAUAUAAUAUACGCAAAAUAUAGUGGCAAUAAAAAAUUGCGAAAAUUGACAAACAUGAACGUAAUUAUGUUCCCUAAAUUUUCUUCUUAAAUGUAAUAAAAUAUUAUUUAUCUCGUUCGAUUUGGCACUUUAGCAAAGUAUAUGCAAUUAAGAAAUUAUAUUAAACAAGGUAUUUACCUUCAAGAAUUUAAAGGGUGAAGUAUAUCAUACAAAGAAAGAAAUCGAUGUCCAAUGCAGUGUCUGCCAUCAGGAUGAAAAAUUCGAUGCUCCUAGGGUCAAUGAUGUUAUUUCACGAACGAUCAUCUCGGCGAUCUUCCAUGCUAAUUCUUCUUUAGCCUAAUUAUAUUCAUUCGUUAUAGUUUCAAAGCAAGUAUUCAA